This is a messenger RNA of Homalodisca vitripennis (glassy-winged sharpshooter), 4445 nucleotides long. RefSeq lists its product as uncharacterized. The transcript has 5 exons. The record is from RefSeq and is a predicted model, not a curated record. The coding region runs from base 163 to 2112 and encodes 649 amino acids. NCBI's taxonomy places the organism in Eukaryota, Metazoa, Arthropoda, Insecta, Hemiptera, Cicadellidae.
GAUCAGCAGUUUUAACCUCAGUUGUUUCAGAGCUGUACAGUGAGAGUGAUGUAGAAUGUGAUGGAACUGUAACAACACUUCUGACCCGCAGUUGUACAGGUCCGGACUGGUCAGAGAGUGACUCCAGUCUUAGACUUUUGCUCGAAUGAGCUGACCAGGACCAUGUCUAGCUACAACCCCAGCGAUACCUUCUAUAACAGUGCAAUGUAUCAGAAUAGUUCCUCUUCGUACCCUGGGGAGCUGAACCAUGGAUCCUCCAGUAACCAGCUACCACACUUAAUACACUACUACCCAGAGAGUCAUUGGCCUCCCACAAACGUUCAUGGAAAUGAUGCUACAAUGACAUCUACAGCUUUGAAUGAUAUGAACGUACAAAUAACUGACCUGACAUACCAUCAGCCAAUGAGAACUGUUAAUUGCCUCAAUAGAGUCCAGACCAAAACGUCCAUGGGAAACAUACAACACUACCCUCCUCCGUUAGAUCAGCUAAUUCUUAAUCAGUUACCUAGUAUACACGUGGGUGUGGCUGAAGAUAAGAAGCCUCCAGCAGUGAAAUAUGAUCAACAGUUUCACAAUCCUGCUAAGAGCUUGGAUUCACCUCAGAUUCAAAAUGGCUAUGCACAAGAAUCAACUGUCAACAAUGAUGGCACUGCUCAUUAUUUUAACUUUUCAACUUCCAGCAACCAAACAUCACAGUUACUAACCUACCGACAACAGGGUUAUUGGCCUUCCACAAACCUACAUGCAAACAAUACUAUGAUGACAUCUACGGAUUUGGAGGAUUUGGAUAUUCAAAUAACAGACCAAACGCACCAUCGUCCUCUGGCCACAAUAUCAGUUACAAGUCCUGCAGUGCCAGAUGAUAAACAGUUUCACAAUCCUGCUGAGAGCUUGGAUCCACCUCAGAUCCGAGAUGGCUAUGCACAAGAAUCUACUGUCAACAAUGAUGGCACAACCCAUUAUGUCAACUUUGCAUCGUCCAGUAACCAAGCAUCACAGUUAAUAACCUACCUAGAACAGGGUUAUUGGCCUUCCACAAACCUUCAUGGACAUGAUGCCCGGAUGACAUCUACAAUAUUGGAAGAUAUGAAUAUGCAAUUAACAGAGGCGAUGCUCAAUCAGCCAUUGGAUAGCGUCAAUAGAGUCCAGGCAGGAACGGCAAUGGGAAACAACCAAAACUGCCCUCUUUUGGAUAAUUUUAUGGCUACAAAUUCAGAGGCAUCUACUGAAGAAUCACAAUUAGUAAAUGAUUUUGAUGAUGCAAUUCCAAUUUCUUUUGAUGCAGCAUUUGAAGCAGCUAAUAUAAUCUUCGAACCAUUGGAAUACAACUCUGCGUAUGUCUCAGAAGGAACCAACAUUGAGGGGCAAAUUCUUAAUAAUAAUGAGCCGUCAGAACAGUUCCCAACAAUAUUACCCCGAGAACCUGCUAUUCAUGAUGAAAAACCAACACAACAAGAUAUACAACCUCUCAGCACAAAGGGUGGAAGACCCCGCAGGAACAUGAAUACACUUCAAGCAUCCGUGAACAACAGAGUGGUAUUGCCGCCAGCCCCUACUAUUAAUGAAGAGGUUCCAACACCUCCCAAGAGAAAACGUGGAAGACCUCGCAAGAACGAGAAUACAUCUCAAUCCUCCACUAUUGAAACCCUCACCAUUACACCCCCAAUUCAAACAAGCCAGAAUGACGUCACAAAGGAUAGGAAGGCAAAACUGAAACUGUUGUCUCCGGAUUUCUCUUUCAACGAACAGUCAUCCCCAGGUUGUUCAGGUAACUCGAUUUAUGCCAAGAGUGACACAAAGGUACCAGAGGACAAAGAGAAUGCAGAGUAUGUGCCUGAGGAGGACCUGACUGAGGAGGAGUUAUCUGAGGAGGAGCUGUCUGAGAAGGUGACAUCGCUGGAAAACACAGAAGAAGAGAGACGAAAGAAAAACAACUUAGCGUCAAAAGAUUCUAGGAAGAAGCUGAAAGAGAAACUGGCUCAGCAGAAGCAACUGAAAGAAAGACUGUCCAAAGACAACAUGAAACUGAAAGAAGUGAAUAAGAGGCUAGAGGAGGCCUUGGAAAUCCUACAAAAAUCACAAAACUUGAGAAACUGUAAGGAGGGAUUUUAACACUCAAGGCCCCUAAUGAUGAUGUUAUUGUUAUUAUUUUCUACAGCUGCAUCAUGCCAUCUCCAUUUGCAGCAUCGCGUUGUAGUCGUGUACUAAGUGCGGUGAAUCGAAUUAUCUUUGGUUGGAAGUCGAAAUCAGCAUUAUACCUAGGGAUAGGCAUAGUUACUGAGUCUUUUAGAGUGAAAAGAAAUGAACUAUCCAAUUUUGUCACUAAAUUUUAAGGUUCUUUAUUUACAUACCUCAUUAAAUAUUAAAAUCAUAAAUUUUCAAAUAAUAAAGUACAAAAAAAUAAAACAUAUUAUGUUAAAAAGACAUUUUUAUCAACAUAGACAUACAGUAUAUGAUUAUAUAUUUUUUCAUUUCAAACUCAAUUAAGAAAUUUUACUUGAAGUGGAAUUCCCAUAUAGUAGCUUUUUCCAGGUAAAUUUAUUUUGUAAAUAUAAAAUUGUAAUGUAGUUAUCAUUUACAGUUAUAUAAUGUAAUGUUACAUUAUAUUAUAUUAUUGUAGUUAGAUUUAAGUAGAAUACAAGUAGAGCGACAAGUUUUAUAUUUUUGUAAAAGUGUGAUUUCCAAAUACAAAUUUGACAGUUUCUUAUUGUAUAGUUAAGGCUAAUUUCUUAAAUAAGGAACAAAUAAAAAACUUGUAUUAGAUUUUCAGAGACGUUUCUAAGGCGUUCUCUACAUUCUUUCCAAAUCUCAGCAAUAACUGGGUGCAAAAUACGUCAUUUUACACUUGGCUUUGGGUGAGCGUAGGAGAUUUCACGUUUACCUCACAGUGGAGAACAUCCCCUCCCUGAGAGCUAUUCUCAAUGAACUGAUGAUUAUUAUUUUCAUUUUUGAUAUAGGCGUAGUAGAGGUGGAGUUUCCAAACAAAUUCCAAACUUAAAAGUUAACUUGUUCGAAAGACAUUGUUUAUAUAGAUGGAUACACACAAGGGCAGAAAUCUACUUUCUUCUGAGAGACAAUGCGCAAAACACUCAACCAAACACGUUUACAAAACCAUGUAAUUAACUAAAAUUGUGUUACCCAGUGACAGACAUUUAUUGAUUUUUUUGUAUGACUGUAGGUAUUCCCUCUGUUUAAACGGCAAUCGAUAUUCCAGGUAUAUACGCAAACUCUCGUAUAAGUAUAUACAAGUGUUUACAAUGUACUUAACAUUGAUUGACUUAACAUACAGACAAGAAAGUGAGUUAAUAGAAAAUGUAAGUGCCAUACAUGAAGUUCAUACUCCGUCCAACCCAGUCAACAUAACACAGUAAAAACUCAUAACAUAACAUUUAGCUUAUGCUGAAUAUUGUAAUUUUCAUCAAGCUAAACAUUGCAGAUUAAAUUAAAGUGUUUAACCUUUAUAUGAAACCAAUCAUCCCAACAAAGUAACUUCAUCACAUGUUUUAACUUAUGUAGCUUCCACCUAUUAAAAUAUAUAAGUUUUUGAAACAUGUAUAAUUAAAUGUUCGCAAUAUAUUCUGUUUACUUAUUUGCUUAUUCUGUAUUUGUCUGUUGCCAACGUGGUUACCAAUAAGAGCAAUGUAACCAGAGUCAGUUUUUGACAGACAGAAAUAAGAACUCCUAAUGAACUAAUUUAUGAUUUUCAGUUGUGAAUAAUGAUGAAGGGAUAGGAGAUGUAAAGUUUUGUAUCAAGUUUACUUAUUAUACUGUAUAGGCUAUAUUUAAUGUAUAUUCACAUACAAAUCUUUAAAUUGAUCUUGUAUUGUAUCUAUAUCAUUAGUAGUUGUUUUACAAUAAAUGCCACCUAAGUUGUUACAUUGAAAAUUGGCUUUGCCGUUGAUGUCAUAAAUAAAUAAAUAUUGAACGAAAUUUUGUAAUAAUUCACUUCAUAUUUUUUAAAGGUUGCAGAAUUAGUCUAGUAGAGCCGUAUUGAUUUUACUGGACAUAGAACUAAAUUGUAAAUUCCUUAGAAGAUAUCAGAAUUGUAAUAAAUUUUUAUAAUAAAGUGAGAUGUUGUUUGUAAUCGACUCCAUGUAGAAAAACUUAAAGGUAGUAAGAAAAACAAUAGUCAAAACCAGUACAAAAACAUGAAAUUGUGUUAAAUCCAUAUUUAAUGAUUAAAAACUAAAAGAUCUUUAAAUAGGUCUGUAAGACUGAGGCAGAAUGCCAAAUUGUAUGAUUCAGACUGUACAGCCUGUCUGCUUACUUAGAACUACCAUUUAUUUAUGUUAUUUUAUAUUAGUUUGGGAUUAGAAUAAAAUAUGUAGCUUAAGUUUGAAAGCAAUGAGAUAAUUGAUGAUGACACAGAUUGUGCUAUUCUACAGUUACAGAUUGAACAAAUGCCAGACUCUGCAGAAAGUGAUAAGAAAAGAACCGAGAAAUGA